Messenger RNA from Symbiodinium sp. CCMP2592, 3909 nucleotides. NCBI's taxonomy places the organism in Eukaryota, Dinophyceae, Suessiales, Symbiodiniaceae. The record is from the annotation of a GenBank genome assembly.
AUGAGCUCUGAGAAGCUGCUCGAAGCUGCCCAGCAAGAAAGUUCCGGGCGAGGUGCCUACCCAGCGGGAGCUGCAGGUGAUUCAACUGCUGUGUUUCCUACUGAGCAAGUUUGGAACGGUUUCAAGACGUCCCGUGGUCUGAUAGUCAGCCAAGUGUAUCGCUUGAAUGGCAAAGCAGUCGUCGAUAUUUUCGAAGAGGACACACAGUCUCUCGCUCCCGUGCCUUUCUCUGAUCUCGGGCUGGAAGAUGUGAGGCCUGAUCCCGCGUGCUUGCUGCCAAGCCAGAGGAGGCAAGUUGAAGGCUGGAAUGUGCAGGCGACUCUUGGAAACGCCUUUUGCGUUCUGGCCCUGCGCCCAGCUCUCGGAGAGCACGGAACGACGGGGGAGCUCAAGUGGACCACUUGGCGGACGCUAGAUCAACGGAGCACUGAUCUCGCUCGCUACGUGACGAGCGUCUUGCCCAAGUCUGCGUGCAUCAUCCUCUGUGCUCGCAACUCGGUCGACUGGAUCGUCGCUCUCUUGGCCAUUAUACUUGCAGGUUGCAUGGCAGUUCCCAUUCAUUUUCUCGCGCAGGAGAGCUUUCGUGAGGCAGUGAUCGCCGAAGCAGAUGUUCGGGCUGCCUUCACCGACACGCCGAAGACGAAGAGCUGGGAGUCUCUGAGAGUCUUAGACCUCGGAAAGCUGCGGGUGCUGGAGGCCCAGGGAGCUUCGCUCCGGAAGUCCGAUGAGUUGCGAGAUGCUUCCUUGAGCUCUUUGAAGCUUCAGCUGCAAGACGUCCUCGAGGCCCCCCCCGAGAUGUCGGCGACCGGGACCGGUGCACGGCAAGCGCUGCAAACAUUUCUGGCUGCUGAGAAGUGGGACGAUGAGCUUGGUCACCUCAUCGUGAUGCUUGCUAGACGCGACAUUCAAUGGCUCACUGCUUUGGCAGCACCUGGAGUAGUUGGUCCGCUGACUCUGCGAGCGCUGGCAGAGAGUUGGAUGCCAGCCCAAACACCUGCGCAAUGGGAAGCAGCUGGUGAGAGAUUUGGCGAUGUUUGGCUGACAGCCGUGUUGGAGGCUCUUUCUCGUCAUCGGCGACCUGACAGCAACUGCCUGGCAUAUGCCCUGCGCUUGGCCGGGCGGCAGACGUUGCUUGACCCUUGGGCAGUGGAACUGGUCUGUCGCCUCGCCGCCUCCCUGCCUCUUCAGUCGCAGCAGUCCUGGUUCGACCUGGCGGAGAAAGUGGCUCCUGCAAAGGUCGGUGCCAGCUACGAGCUUCUAAAGGCUACCCCGUUGCGACGCAACAAGGAGAACGAUCAGGAGAUGUAUGAGUUGGCCGAGGGCUCCGUCGUCGAAGUCUUGCAGGUGAGUGGCAGUGCCGUGGAGGUUGCUAGUGAGGUGGCGCAAGGAUGGAUUGAUCUGUGGGACGGCAGCGGCGCACCCAUCAUGGAUGAAACAAUCCCAGAACCGAUUGCAAUGAUCCUGUACACCAGCGGUUCCACAGGGGCUCCAAAGGGUGCCUUAAUCAAGAACAGUGCGCUGAAUAGAUACAUGUGCAACAGGAUAAGCACUGGCGAGAGUGAUUUUUCUGGGGUGCUCAUUCAUGGGGCUCCGCUCUCAACAUCGGCAUCUCCUUACAACAUCUUUGGGAACAUCUUAGGAGGUGGCCGGAGUGUGAUUCUUCAGGAGGGAGGUCAGCUCUUUGAAGUGGCGCCCUCUGUUGGACCAACCCAACUGGGCGGUGUUCCGCAGAUGUGGGCGCUCCUCUACAAGCGCUUUCAGGAUCGUCUCUCAUCCUGUGAUGAAGCAGGAGCAAAGGCCUUGCACGAGGAAGCAAAGGGUUGGCUAGGGCCCAGGAUCCACCGAAUCAACUGUGGGGGAGCCUUGCCAUGUCCGGCUGUGAUGCGUUGGCUCCAAAGCACCUACAGCGAUGCUGAGGUGAGUGAAAACUAUGGCCUCACGGAGGCAGGAGGCAUCACAGCUAGUGGACCUGGCCAGCUCCCGCCCAUCAAGGAUGGCGUGCAGGUGCGACUGGAAGACUUUGGCAUGUACAAGACCACGGAUGUUCCGCCACGUGGAGAGAUCUGUGUAAAGACGCAGCGCAUGGCCGCUGGGUAUCUGAACCGCCCUGACAUCACCAGCGAAAGCUUCACCUCAGAUGGCUUCUUCCGCACGGGGGACAUCGGCGAGAUGCCUGACCCCAAGCACUUGCGUGUAAUUGAUCGAAAAAAAGCGUUCUUCAAACUUAGCAAUGGUGAGUGGGUGUCGCCGGAAGCAGUGGAGGCAAUCCUCAUGGAGUGCCCUGAGGUACAACAGGUAUUGGUGCAUGGAGACUCUGCACAUGAUUGCAUCGUGGCUGUCGCUGUGGCCAGAGUGCCGCCUGAACAAGUGCUUGAUGCAUUCCGCGGCGUGAUGCAGUUUCGAACAGGUGUUCGCCAUUUUGAGACACCGCAGGCUGUUCAUGUCACGUCGGAGCCGUGGGAUGCGACGAACGGGCUCCUGACGGCAACUGGGAAGCUCUGCCGCAGGAAGAUCUUCGAGCAUUUCGCGGCACCGAUCCAAGACAUGCUGGAAUCCGGAAAGCAAGACGACCGGACGGAGCAUGAGGUGGUGCGAUUGAUUCGACAGGGAACUGAUGAGGAGGCGUGGCAAAAGCUCAAUCUAACCAGCGUCGCAGCAGUAAGCGCAUCGCACGCAAUCCGACUCUUCUUUGGGGUGGAUGUGUCGGUGAUCCAUCUCUUGCAAAAACCUCCAUUAGUCGCGAUGAAAGCUCACGUCGAAGGCAGGCAGCAACUCCAGCUCAGCACACGUGAAGAGCUCGUGGGCUUGGGAGGUUUUGUUCCCAUGUCCGGCGAGAGAUCUUCGAAGAUCUUACUGACUGGGGCAACUGGCCACGUAGGUGCCUGUGUGCUUCAGCAUUUGGUGACCUCCGGACUCCGAGUGACGACCUUGGUGCGUGGCCCAUCCCAUGCUGCGGCCAAACAGCGUCUCUUGGAAACGCUGAUGCAGCGUGGCUAUAAUGAGGCAGCUGAACAGCUGCGCCUGGACGGCGUGAGCGUAGUUGCCGGUGAUCUGUCUGAAGAGUUCUGCAAUCUUCCUCAGGAGGAGUUCCAUGAUCUCGCUGGAGGCGUCAUCCUUCAUGUGGCCGCAGAGGUGCACCACUUGCAGAGCUACAGCGCUUUGGAAGCUACAAAUGUUCAGGGAACUCGACGCCUCUUGAUGCUCGCUUCAUUGGCGCCCACGAAGUUUGUGCUGAUUUCCACCGAGUCUGCACAGGAAUCUCGCAGAAGCUCCGGGUAUGGGCAAACCAAACAUGCAGCAGAAAGCCUGGUGCAGGAGGCGUUGUCGCGCGGCAUGCAGGGCAGCAUUUUGCAACUUGGGAUGGUCGGCCCAGAUCGCGUCACCGGAGCUUGCAACGUGCAAGAUUGGCUGAUUCGCUACGUUUUGGGGGCACUUCAGCUGGGAGCUUGGCAUGGAGCUGGAAGCUUGCGGCUUUUUCCGUGUGAAGAGGUUGCAAAGGCGAUCGUGGCUCGUAUUCAUGACGAUAUCUGCAAGCCAGCUGCUUGCGUGUUGCCAUCUGCAACUCUCAUGGGCUUGGUGGCCUCUUCGGACGUGCUGUGUCGCCGAAUUCGCCAGGUGGCUCUGGCAGAAUGGCAGGAGCUGCUUUCUGACCUCCCAGAGUCCAACCCCAUGUUCCCCCUGCGGCACUACUAUUGGAGAGGCUUGGGCCGAGACGUCACAGAAGAAGGGCCCCACGGAUACGAUCAGGACUCGGUGAAUUGCAUGCUGAAGUUUCUGGAUAGGGAAGGUCUUUUCCCAACGGCCUUGUUGCAGAGAACCAAGUCCAGUAACAGAGCAGCUGAGAUUCCAAAUCGCCCAUCGCUUCAUCGAAGUAUCUCGCAACCUUCUGAACAUGGAGGCAAAGCCUGA